Molecule: messenger RNA, 672 nt
Organism: Nezara viridula (southern green stink bug)
Lineage: Eukaryota; Metazoa; Arthropoda; Insecta; Hemiptera; Pentatomidae
Source: the annotation of a GenBank genome assembly
AUGGCUGAACCUGAAUGGACCACGACAUUAAAUUACCCCAUUGGUCCAAUCCACUCGGUAAGAGGACCAAUAAUAGCCGUUGGUAUGCACACAGAUAUACACAUAGGGUAUAAACACCAGACCAGCUGCGUCCAGCUGCCGCUAAACCACAGCGCUCUGGUUGUGGUAGAGUUCGAUGACAAUUUUCUAAAAAUGGUAGCAAACCGACCAGAAAUUGACAAGAGUAAGGACUUCCAAAGAAGAAGAAAAACAACGGUUCCAGAACCGACCUGGAGGAAUACGAAGAACACUAAUGCGCACACUGGAGAACUAUCAAGUGCAUCAAGAGAACAUCAGCAUUCCGUCCGCGUGGAGUUGCUGGACGCUUACCAAUUGAUUAAGAAACCACCUCCGAUUUGUGUUGGUACACAACGCCUCCUCGACAUACCAAUAAGUUUACUGCCGUCACUUCUGCCAACUUGGAUGGAUUCCUCUAUUCUCUUGGGUUCUCACAUGGAAUCUCGAUACUGUAAAUCCUUAAAGGAAGAUAAUACUACAGCAGGUUCACUACAAGACAGGAUAGGUCCUUCAGAAGAGCAGGGAAUAGAGAAGAUUGGAGCAGAUGUGUGUUGGCCUGUGGACAUCUGUCUUAGCGUUCCCACACCUCUCAGCGCCUACGCCUGUAGUCGAUAG